CAUAUUGUGCUCGAUCUUUUUCUAGGAUUCUUUUGUCCUUUUAUUUUCUUAGUCCAGCACAUCAAGGGGCGUUGUGCAACAUCAGAUGGCAUCAUUGCAGGAUAGCCUCAAUAAGUUCAAGCAGCAGCAAGAGAGGUGCCAAACCACCCUUACCAGCACUGCAGCAGCCAGAGCAGCAUCCUCUAAGGCCCCCCAAUCUCACAAGAACAUACCUGCUGCAAGCACAAUUUCAGCUCCAGUGAGGGCUCCUGGAAUCAAAUUUUCAAAUGAUACAGAGAGGCUUCAGCACAUCAACACUAUUAGGAAGUCUCCUGUAGGUGCUCAGAUCAAACGUGUUAUAGAUCUACUCCUUGAGACAAGGCAAGCGUUCACUGCGGAGCAGAUAAAUGAAGCAUGCUAUGUUGAUGUGAAUGCCAACAAGGCCGUCUUUGACAGCCUGAGGAAUAACCAUAAAGUGCAUUAUGAUGGGAAGCGCUUCUCGUACAAGUCCAAGCAUGAUUUGAAAGACAAAAAGCAACUGCUUGAAUUGGUACGGAAGUUUCCAGAGGGCAUUGCUGUCGUUGAUCUCAAGGAUGCAUACCAAUCUGUGAUGGAAGAUUUGCAGGCUCUGAAAACUGUAGGGCAGAUUUGGCUGCUCUCAAAUUUCGACUCGCAAGAGGACAUAGCAUACCCAAACGACCACAAGGUGCCGCAGAUAAAGGUGGAUGACGAUCUGAAGCUGCUCUUCCGUGGGAUUGAGCUGCCUCGCGACAUGGUUGACAUCGAGAAGGACCUGCAGAAGAAUGGCAUGAAACCCGCAACCAACACAGCCCGGAGGAAGUCCUUGGCCCAGGUGCACGGUGUCACCCCCAGCAAGCCCAAGACCAAGAAGAAGCGCGAGCUGAGCAAGCGGACCAAGCUCACAAAUGCCCAUCUCCCAGAGCUUUUCAAAAACUUGAACGUCCCGGACACUUGACGAUCAAGAAUGCAGGAAUGAUUGUUCAAUACGUGUUUAGAUUCAUAGGUGAUUCGGUAUAUGAUGCAUGUGAAAUUCGCCCCAUUGUAUUUGAUGCCCAAAUGCAAGAAGAAUGCAUCAUGAUGCAAGAUUUUGAAAGAAAAGAUGUAGCAGAGAGGUGUUUGUGGGCCUUCUCAGUUCAGCAAGUUAAAGAUCUCAUGAGGGGGAAUGGCAGGUUUAUAAAGAUUGUGGGGAUUUAGAUGGCUAAUUGUGUUGGAUUGGUCUGCUGGGUGCCAGAACAGUGGGCCCAUCACAUCUGCCAAUGGGACUAAGGAUGGUGGCAGCCACGGGACAACCGCCAUUGCCCAUAGUUCAUGUAAUGCUUACAAAAGAAAACUCAGUAUUUGAGGCACUGAAUUUUCACAGAUUGUUGUGUAUUUUCAGGCUUAUUUCACCAUGUGGUUUGGAGAACCUGUUUCGGUACGAGGAAUCCAAACAUAGACAUGGAUAAAUGGUAGUCAUUUACUUUUUCCAGUAAUGUAUCAGCUUGGGUGCGAGAAAUCUAAGCUGGAAGAUGAAUAAAUGGGAGUGUUUACUUCCAACUGUCUGUGGAUUCCAUUCUUGGGGUCCUGUUUGUUUAGUAAGUAGAAAUCCUAAAAUCAAGUCAUUGCUUUGCUGGCA
This is a messenger RNA of Magnolia sinica, 1615 nucleotides long. RefSeq lists its product as uncharacterized. The transcript has 5 exons. The record is from RefSeq and is a predicted model, not a curated record. Bases 86 to 955 code for a protein of 289 amino acids. NCBI's taxonomy places the organism in Eukaryota, Viridiplantae, Streptophyta, Magnoliopsida, Magnoliales, Magnoliaceae. Gene Ontology annotation, biological process: transcription initiation at RNA polymerase II promoter. Gene Ontology annotation, cellular component: transcription factor TFIIE complex.